AUGCUCCAAAAGUUUCUCUCAUUAGCGAAUAAAAGAUGUUUAAAUGGGUACAAAUCUCAAGUAAUACCUAGUAAGUUUGAUAAUAUUAUAAUUGCCAUGUCCUCUGGUGUUGAUUCAUCUGUUGCUGGUGCCUUGUUUGCUGGCUCCUAUCCUAAUGCAAGAGGUAUCUUUAUGCAGAAUUGGUCUAAAGAUGAAGCAUCAUUAGAUGAUGGUAAAGAAGCAUGUUUCGAGAAAGAUUGGAAAGAUGUUGUUAAAGUAGGCUCACAUUUGAAUCUCCCGGUGGAUUAUAUUAAUUUUGAGAAAGAUUACUGGAUCGAUGUGUUUGAGCCAAUGCUAGAUGUUUAUAAAAGAGGGAUGACACCAAAUCCUGAUAUAAAUUGCAAUAGACAUGUAAAAUUUGGUAAGUUAGUGGACCAUUUGAAUUCAAAAUAUGGUGAAAACAAUUAUUGGUUAGUCACUGGUCAUUAUGCAAGGUGUUUAAAGUCAACCGAGGACUCACAAACCCAUCUAUUAAAAAGUUAUUACAAGAAUAAAGAUCAAAGUUACUAUCUAUCGCAAAUUAAAAAUGGAAUUCUUUCAAAUUUAAUAUUACCAAUGGGACAUAUGACAAAACCUGAAGUUAGAGAAUUAGCUAUCGAGGCAGAAUUACCCACUGCCGAGAAGGCAGAUUCCCAAGGUAUCUGUUUUGUUAACAAUUCACAACAUGGUAAAUUUAAAAAUUUUUUACAAAGUUACUUACCUGAAAGUAAAGGUAACAUUAUAACGAUCGACCCAGUCUCAUCAGAGAAGAUAAUAUGGGGACAACAUCAAGGACUGUGGUCGUAUACAAUUGGACAGAAAAUUGGAUUAUCAAUGCCACAGGGUGACCCAAGAUAUAAAGGCACUUGGUUUGUAUCAGAAAAACGUAAUGACACUAAUGAAAUUGUAAUAGUUAAAGGCAGAGACCACCCAAGUUUAUUUCAAAGACAAUUACAAGUGAAAGAUUUUAUACCGAUUGGUAUCAGCAAGGAACAGUUAAUUAAUCUGUGUAACUCGUCCACCAACUCUAAUGAAUUAAAAAUACAAUAUAGAUCAUUACAAGAUCCCAUCGAUGUAGAAUCAAUCAAAAUCAAUCCCAACGAAGAUUCUUCAAUGAUAACCAUAACCUUGAAAGAGUCACAAAGGGCAAUGGUUCCAGGACAGUAUUGCUGUAUGUAUAUAAAUGACAGAGUCCUAGGAAGUGGUAUUAUCUCUAAGACAAGAAUCUGA
Messenger RNA from Vanderwaltozyma polyspora DSM 70294, 1248 nucleotides. RefSeq names its product tRNA-5-taurinomethyluridine 2-sulfurtransferase (gene SLM3). The coding region runs from base 1 to 1248 and encodes 415 amino acids. Gene Ontology annotation, molecular function: sulfurtransferase activity. Gene Ontology annotation, biological process: tRNA wobble position uridine thiolation. The record is from RefSeq and is a predicted model, not a curated record. NCBI's taxonomy places the organism in Eukaryota, Fungi, Ascomycota, Saccharomycetes, Saccharomycetales, Saccharomycetaceae. The transcript has a single exon. Gene Ontology annotation, cellular component: mitochondrion.